Messenger RNA from Physeter macrocephalus (sperm whale), 1427 nucleotides. RefSeq names its product nucleotide triphosphate diphosphatase NUDT15. The transcript is spliced from 2 exons. The record is from RefSeq and is a predicted model, not a curated record. Lineage: Eukaryota; Metazoa; Chordata; Mammalia; Artiodactyla; Physeteridae. Gene Ontology annotation, biological process: dGTP catabolic process. Gene Ontology annotation, cellular component: cytosol. The coding region runs from base 326 to 754 and encodes 142 amino acids. Gene Ontology annotation, molecular function: 8-oxo-7,8-dihydrodeoxyguanosine triphosphate pyrophosphatase activity.
ACAGAGGUUUAUAAAAGUAGGUGGCUGGUUAAGUGCAUGGAGGAAUCUGAGAGUAGAUAAAUAAUGAAUGUUGAAAGCGCAACAGUAAACAGCAUUAGUUAAAGCCAAACUCUGGCCACACAGUCUCUCGGGAAGAAACAACCUUCACAAGUUUGGACCCGUAGAUGAGGGAGAGACACCAAGAACAAAAGAAAAGCGGCGGAGGCCCGGGAGAUCCCACUGUGAUUUGCGGUCCCUCACCUGCUCAAGGAGAUUGGCGGCGGCCCCGCGGGCGGGGCAAAGAGAACGUCACUUCCGGCCGCGACCCAAGAGGUCCUCUCGCGCUAUGACGGCCAGUGCGGAGGCGCGGGGGCGGCGCCCAGGAGUCGGAGUAGGAGUAGUGGUGACCAGCUGCAGGCAUCCUCGCUGCGUCCUCCUGGGGAGGAGGAAAGGGUCAUUUGGAGCCGGCAAUUUCCAACUUCCCGGGGGCCACUUGGAGUUCGGUGAAAGCUGGGAAGAAUGUGCUCAAAGGGAAACCUGGGAAGAAGCAGCUCUUCACCUGAAAAAUGUUCGCUUUGCCUCGGUUGUGAAUUCUUUCGUUGAGGAAGAGAAUUACCAUUAUGUCACUAUUUUAAUGAAAGGAGAGGUGGACAUGACUCAUGAUUCAGAACCAAAGAAUGUAGAGCCUGAGAAAAAUGAAAGUAAGAGAAUUAUAAAUAAUGCAUUUUCUAUGAGAGCAUAUGGUCUGAAGGAAGAUUACAUUAUGUUGCCAUAGGAAGAGAAUUAGAUUAGAAUAUAAUUAUAUUUCAGUUAGAAUGUAAAUAUCCUUAAAUCCUGGAUACAUAAGGACAGAACAGGAAAGAGAACUGGGCCUAGAGCCAGACUACUUGGUUCGCAUCCUGGUUCUUCUACUUAGAGGUUUGUAACCUUGGGCAAGUUAUUUAGGUCUCUGGGCCUCUUUUCUCACUUGUGACAGUAGUACCUACUUCAGAUGCAUUGUUGUAAGGAUGAAAUGAGUUAUUACAUACAACGGGCCUGGCCUGGUGAACACAGUAAGUACUCAGUAAAUGUUAGUUUUAUUGUUUAGUGUUUAAUUUUGUUUCACACUGUGAUUUUUAAGCAAAACAUUUAACGUGCCUUCCUCAGUUUUCUCACCUGUGCAAGAGAGGUAAAACUCUUUUAUAGAGAAUGCUUAACUUGACAAAACACUUAGCUGUUACCUUCUGUGUUGAAUUGAGUGCUCUGAAAGCUUUAAUGACAACUGAUAUUCUGUUAUUUACUGUGUACUAAGAAUUGUUCUUAGGGCUUUGCAUGUAUCAUCUCCAAAUUUCAUAAAACUGCAUGAUAAAAGGAACUAAAGAGUAAAAUAUCAAACUUAUUCAAUAUAUUAUUUGCCAUAAGAAACCUUAUCCAAGUGGUCUCAUGUAGGAUCACUCCUCUAAACGUUU